This is a messenger RNA of Magnolia sinica, 1721 nucleotides long. RefSeq lists its product as uncharacterized. The coding region runs from base 21 to 1289 and encodes 422 amino acids. Gene Ontology annotation, biological process: tRNA methylation; rRNA base methylation. The transcript has 10 exons. The record is from RefSeq and is a predicted model, not a curated record. Gene Ontology annotation, molecular function: RNA methyltransferase activity; iron-sulfur cluster binding. NCBI's taxonomy places the organism in Eukaryota, Viridiplantae, Streptophyta, Magnoliopsida, Magnoliales, Magnoliaceae.
GGAGGAGAGCACAGCGUCGAAUGGCCCCUUCAAUGGCGAUGCUGCAGCAUGCGUGCUCCGCUCCCAUCGCACGCGUCUUUCCAAUCGCACGUGCCAUCCGCUCCUGCUCUAUCACCAUCCCCGCCUCUUCACGCGCUACUCACGUGGAUUCUCAGGUGCUCCUCGGUAUGUCGGAGCAGGAUCUUCAGCAGCUUGCAAUCGACUUGGGUCAGCAAAAAUACAGAGGGAAACAGCUGCACCAUCUUCUAUACAAGGCCAAGGUCAAAGAAAUUCAAGGCUUCAGUCACUUACCUCAGGCAUUUCGGAACGAUCUCUGUGAAGCGGGAUGGAGGGUUGGGAGGUCCCCGAUUCACCAUGCGGUUUCUGCAGCUGAUGGCACUGUUAAGAUACUGAUCAAGUUGGAGGAUAAUAGACUGGUUGAAGCUGUUGGAAUACCAGUUGAAGAUAAUAAAGGUUCUUAUCGCCUCACUGCUUGUAUAUCUUCACAGGUAGGCUGCCCAUUGCGUUGCUCAUUUUGUGCUACUGGCAAGGGAGGGUUCUCAAGGAACCUGCAGCGGCAUGAAAUUAUUGAGCAGGUAUUGGCUAUAGAGGAGCUCUUCAAGCAUAGGGUGACAAAUGUUGUGUUUAUGGGAAUGGGUGAGCCAAUGCUGAAUCUGAAGUCAGUUUUGGAAGCACAUAGGUGCUUGAAUAAGGAUGUACAAAUCGGGCAAAGAAUGAUCACGAUUUCCACAGUGGGGGUUCCAAAUACGAUUAAAAGAUUGGCAUCUCACAAACUCCAGUCCACAUUGGCCGUCAGUUUACAUGCCCCAAAUCAGAGACUCCGAGAAACAAUUGUUCCAAGUGCAAAAUCAUAUCCACUGGACGCAAUUAUGAGGGAUUGUAAGGACUACUUCGAAGAAACUGGACGUAGAGUAUCCUUUGAGUACACACUUCUAGCUGGAAUUAAUGACAGCACGGAACAUGCAGUGGAACUUGCAGAGCUUCUUCAUGGGUGGGGCCGUGUUUAUCAUGUCAAUCUGAUACCUUUCAAUCCCAUCGAAGGCUCAGAGUACCGACGUCCAUACAAGAAAACGGUACUUGCAUUUGCAGCUGCUCUAGAAUCGCGGAAGAUAACAGUGAGCGUACGCCAGACACGUGGCCUCGAUGCCAGUGCAGCCUGUGGGCAGCUCAGAAACGACUUCCAGAAGAACCCUCUACUCACAACCUCCAGCAACGAUUCAAAUGCAGCUUCUGGGGAGCUCGGAAAUGACUCCCACCAGAGCCCACUCCUUGCUGCUUCCCUCAGCUGAAACAUUUGACCACCCUCCCGAGGUUCCAAGGGUUUGACCCAUGUCUCAUAUGUCAAUCAUCCACAGUCACCGGUGAAGAAAAGAAAAUCAGUGGUUGAGAUUCACAAAAGUCAGGUAUCAUCGACGCUUUUUGUUGAAUGAGAGGAAGUAACAUCGAAUGGUGGGAGACUUGCUAACAUGCACAUGCUACAACUGGUAGUAAAAGAGGAUAUGGAGUCUCAGCAGUCAGACAUCAGACUUGUACAGGCAUACGGAGGAGGCAGUGUGCUGCAAGAGGCAGAGGUGAUGUAGAGCUUCUGGUUCAUGUUUUUGGGGGACUUGUAUUCUUAAUGUGCUGUGAUCAGUUAUUACAUUAGGAAUGUUUAUGCUAGACUGCCUCAGACGUUUUGAGAAGCAACACUACAUUGCAUCCAAAUAUGUUUCUUUGGAGCA